Messenger RNA from Laccaria bicolor S238N-H82, 1111 nucleotides. RefSeq lists its product as uncharacterized. The record is from RefSeq and is a predicted model, not a curated record. Bases 1 to 753 code for a protein of 250 amino acids. The transcript is spliced from 2 exons. NCBI's taxonomy places the organism in Eukaryota, Fungi, Basidiomycota, Agaricomycetes, Agaricales, Hydnangiaceae.
AUGGCCAUUCUUUUUACUCCACAUACCCGUGCUAUACACCCUGCGAAACGUAUGCGGCGUUCCGCCACAGCCGUAAUGGCAGGCACUUUUGAUAUCCGCCCGCCUAGAGACGCUUUGACAAGCUUGUUGAAUGGUGUUGGACCAUACAAAGAGGUCGAAAGAGACGAGGAGGAGAGGAAGUUGAGGAAAAAAGAGAAGAAAGAACGUGAUAGAGAGAGGAAACGGGCAAAGGUGGCUGCAAAAGCACGACAGAAGGAGUUAAUUGGGGGAGGAAGCGCGACAACAGACGGCAAGCUGGCCAGCACGAGUUCUAUUCCGCAGCCGCAGCCGCCUGCCGCCAGCACCUCCUCGUUUUGGCGCGCAAGGCCAACCAUUCAUAUUCCGGCGAUGCAGCGAUCGGUGUCGGUCACACCCUCACCUGCAAACUCGCCCUUGCCAUUGCUCGACACACCAGGCUCGACUCCAGGGCCAUCUAUCUCUUCGAGCACAUCGCGCACAUCGUCCAAAAGACCACAUACGCCUGAUGAUGAUGAAGACCUUGGCACAGAGGCCACUCUCUCUGCACCGCCAAGGGCUCAACAUCGGAGAAAACGUGUUGCGACGAAGAAAGGGUGGAAGGGAUGGGUGGAGGGCUCCCCGCCGCCAUCAGAAAAAUUGAUCAACUUAGACGCUGUUCCAGUCCUUCAGGAACGGCGAACGCGUAGUGGGAAAAAUUUCGAUGCCAUCGGUGUUGGCAAGGAGGGAUGGGUCUGAUUUAGGAUACCCGUCAAGAGGACAGCCGGCGUUAUCCAUAGAUUUUUAGGCGAUUCCUCUCGUCGCCGUUGUCGUUGUCGUCGUCGUUGCAAGGAUGGAACACACCCCAGAUAUCCGCACCGAUUAUCUCCUUGUCAUCGCGUGCUCCUUACGUCGCUGGUGUCUCCAGUUAUUUUCUACUUCUCUAUGUCCUCGUUCAUCGCGUUGUAUCUGUUUUUUUUUUUGCAAGCUGAUCUGUAGUCUUCUUGCCUUAGCUUUCUCUAUCAACAUAAAGUAUCUGUGUUCUAGUUUACAAUUUUUUUCCACCUUGCUCCAUCCUGUGUAAAUGCUCUAAGAGUGCCUACCCAUUGUAGCUUUC